AUGAUCUAUGUACCCCAAAAGAAAUUAUUCGAAGUUACGAACUCGUUGAGCAAGAAGACGGGAAGGAAGACGUGGUAUGCGCCACUAACUGGCAAAAGCUCUUCGGCAGCGGGAGGACGAGCCCAAAAAUCUAGCGACAUGACAUCUUCCCGCUCAUUAGUCCUCAUGCUAAAAUGCACUGAUGUAACCGUAGAGGAAUCCAAAAUCAGGAAUAAUGCCACGAGGAAUCGUGACGCUAUCGUGAACGCUAGAAGGGAAAUCCUACCUCGGGAUUAA
Molecule: messenger RNA, 276 nt
Organism: Sclerotinia sclerotiorum 1980 UF-70
Lineage: Eukaryota; Fungi; Ascomycota; Leotiomycetes; Helotiales; Sclerotiniaceae
Exons: 2
Coding region: 1-276 (91 amino acids)
Source: RefSeq, a predicted model, not a curated record